AUGACCAGUUUCCGGUGUUUCCUUGCUGCAGUGGUAGGUGUCGCCAUUUUAGCUGUUGGAGAAGGAUUACAAUGCUUGCAGUGUACUGGGGUAUCAUUCCCCCAAGACUGCACGACUGUGGUUAAUUGUUCAGACCAUUACCAAUGCUUUACAGAUUUUUAUGUGACUGAACAAGGAUUUCUGUAUUACGACUUGGGAUGUCGAAUAGAAGAUACUUGUAGGGUAUUAAAUGGCCGGAAACGAACAGUAACACAACCUGUCAAGAGGCAAUUUGAAAAUCUUCAUCUUUGUGAAGAAUGUUGCACGAAAGAAUUUUGCAACAGACAAGGGUGUCCUGACAAAACUGUCAACAUGGUAAAUGGCACUGUCUGUUUUAAUUGCCCGGAUGCAGCUAGUCCUGGAACAUGUGAAAAAGUAGAUGUCUGUAAUUAUGAUGAGACUUGUCUAGCUACAUUGGUCCUUACAGAAUUGUUUCAAGAGCGAUAUCAACGUCGUUGUGAGAAAAAACACGUGUGUCAGGAUUCUGUAGGAGGACAGUUUCAUGGACAUCCUAAAUCGUUACCCAUUGCCUUCGGUAAGAGACAGUUCCAGUUUCCCAUAACAGAAUGCCAAUACUGCUGUGACGACAACUUUUGCAACAACAAAGAAUGCGUUAAAGGAAUGCCUACUACAAAGCAACCCUCUACCACAACAACCCAUAAAAUUACAACUCACAGGACAACGCACCCCUCAACACACCCUACAACUCAUAUCACUGUCCACAAAACCCAGCCCACAACAACAACAACAGCAAAACCAACUCACAGAACGCACCCCACAACUACCACAACUCACAAAACCCACCCCACAACUACCACAACUCACAAAACCCACCCCACAACUACCACAACAAAAGCAACGACAACCACAACUCAUAAAACAACAACAACAAGAUUAACGACAACCACAACAAUCCCUGUGUGUGGACCAAAGGCGGCAGAUAUCGUUUUCGUCCUGGAUGCUUCAGAAAGCCUGAGUCAUGACGACUUCGAAAUUGAAAAAGAUUUUGUUUACAAUUUCACUAAAAAGUUUAAGAUUGGCAGGGACAAUGUUCAAUUUGGAUGUAUAACUUUUGGGGAUACUGUUCGAAAUGACUUUUACUUAAACACCUAUCAUGAUAGGAAUCAACUUCUGCAGAAAAUUCAAAGUCUCACUUUUCUGAUGUCUGGUACAAACACAGCAGAUGCUUUGAAAUUUGUGAGAGAAAACGCAUUUUCUCACUCACAUGGUGGGCGUCACUCUGCUUCUCGUAUUGUGGUUGUUUUAACCGACGGUAAAUCCAAAGAUACAAACAAAACAAUAGCUGAAGCCAAGCAGUUGCAGCAUCAAGCUACUGUCCAUGCGAUCGGGAUCGGUAGCCUUGUAAAUACUCAAGAACUGUCGGCAAUAGACUCCAACGGCAAACCUGGGACAGUCAGUGGGUUUGAUGUACUUCAUACAAUGGGAGAUUACCUGAUGGACAUCGCUUGUCCAGGGAGUCAUACAGGAACACAUGGCCAUUCAGGAACACAUGGGCAUGAUGGAACACAUGGACAACCCGUAUCUGUCCUUGUAGGUUAAUGUCAUUUUUCUCUAACCUUCGAAUAAACAUGAAAAUUGAA
Messenger RNA from Saccostrea echinata, 1640 nucleotides. Its product is annotated as mucin-3B-like. The record is from RefSeq and is a predicted model, not a curated record. The coding region runs from base 1 to 1599 and encodes 532 amino acids. NCBI's taxonomy places the organism in Eukaryota, Metazoa, Mollusca, Bivalvia, Ostreida, Ostreidae. The transcript has 13 exons.